GGCGCGCGGACGACCAGUCGGCGCCGUGCGGAGCUGGCAGCUGGAUUGGUUGUGGCACUCGCGUGUCAGGCGGUUGCUAGGCUCCGGCCUCGCGCCCCGCCCUCGCGCUCGGCGCCCUCUCACCGCCCGGUACGUGCUCGCGCGGAGGUUGCGGCGCGGCGCUCGCGGUCCUUGGGAUCCGCGGCGGUGGCGGCGGUAUCUUCGCGCGGAGUCCCAGGGGAUCGGUGGUGGCGGUGUUCUGAGGUCCGGAGGAGCGAACACCUGCCACGCCCCGCCCGCCGGCUCUGGCGAAGGAAGAAGAGCUCAUGGCCUGCAUGCUUAAAGGAGGCUGAGGAGCUGUUUCUUGGAGAAAAGUUUCCAGUAGGGAGUUGGAUGCAGAAGGUGACCCUGUUCCAGGCCUGUGGGAUACUGUGUAAAAGUGCUGUGGGUGCUCUGUGAUGGAGCAGGUGUGCAGAGGGUGAGGACCCAGCUCUGGGACCAAGUCACUUGCUUCCUUCCUUAGCAAGACUGUCAGUUUGAGGAAACUCAGACCUGGAAUGAGGAUGUCUGUUGGCCUCUCACUACUGCUCCCCCUCUGGGGGAAGACCUUUCUCCUUCUGCUCUCCGUGGCUAUGGCUCAGUCCCGCUGGCCCAGUGAACCCUCGGAGGCCAUCAGGGACUGGGAGAAUCAGCUCGAGGCAUCCAUGCACUCAGUGCUCUCAGACCUCCAUGAGGCUGUUCCCACAGUGGUUGGCAUUCCUGAUGGCACGGCUGUUGUUGGGCGCUCAUUUCGAGUGAUCAUUCCAACAGAUUUAAUUGCCUCCAGUGGCGAAGUCCUCAAGGUAUCAGCUGCAGGGAAGGAGGCUUUGCCAUCUUGGCUACACUGGGACCCACAUAGCCACACUCUAGAGGGCCUCCCCCUUGACACCGAUAAGGGUGUACAUUACAUCUCAGUUAGUGCGGCACGGCUGGGGGCCAAUGGGAGCCAUGUACCCCAGACCUCUAGUGUGUUCUCCAUCGAGGUCUACCCUGAAGACCACAGCGAGCUGCAGUCUGUGCGGUCAGCCUCACCAGACCUUGGCGAGGUGGUAUUAUCUGCCUGUGCUGCUGAUGAGCCUGUGACUGUCCUGACGGUGAUUCUGGAUGCUGACCUCACCAAGAUGACCCCAAAGCAAAGGAUCGACCUCUUGCACAGGAUGCAGACCUUCUCAGAAGUGGAGCUUCACAAUAUGAAAUUGGUGCCAGUGGUGAAUAACAGACUGUUUGACAUGUCGGCCUUCAUGGCUGGCCCAGGAAAUGCAAAAAAGGUGGUAGAGAAUGGGGCCCUGCUUUCCUGGAAGCUGGGCUGCUCCCUGAACCAGAACAGUGUGCCUGACAUUCAUAGUGUGGAGGCCCCUGCCAGGGAGGGUGCUAUGUCUGCCCAGCUUGGCUACCCUGUGGUAGGUUGGCACAUUGCCAAUAAGAAAACCCCCCUCCCCAAACGCAUCCGGAGGCAGAUCCAUGCCACACCCACACCUGUCACUGCCAUUGGGCCCCCAACCACGGCCAUCCAGGAGCCACCAUCCAGAAUUGUGCCCACCCCUACAUCUCCAGCCAUUGCUCCUCCAACAGAAACCAUGGCUCCUCCAGUCAGGGAUCCUGUUCCUGGGAAGCCCACAGUCACCAUUCGGACUAGAGGCGCCAUUAUUCAAACCCCAACCCUAGGCCCCAUCCAGCCCACUCGGGUGUCAGAAGCUGGCACCACGGUUCCUGGCCAGAUUCGCCCAACGAUGACCAUUCCUGGCUAUAUGGAGCCCACAGCAGUUGCUUCUCCUCCCACAACUACCACAAAGAAGCCACGAGUAUCCACGCCAAAACCAGCAACGCCUUCAACUGACUCUUCAACCACCACAACUCGCAGACCAACCAAGAAACCACGGACUCCUCGACCAGUCCCCCGGGUCACCACCAAAGCUCCUAUCACCAGAUUGGAAACUGCCUCUCCACCCACUCGCAUCCGUACCACCACCAGUGGAGUGCCCCAUGGAGGAGAGCCCAACCGGCGCCCAGAGCUCAAGAACCACAUUGACAGGGUGGACGCCUGGGUCGGCACCUACUUUGAAGUGAAAAUCCCAUCAGACACCUUCUACGACAAUGAGGACACCACCACUGACAAGCUAAAACUAACUCUGAAGCUGCGAGAGCAGCAGCUGGUGGGUGAGAAGUCCUGGGUACAGUUCAACAGCAACAGCCAGCUUAUGUAUGGCCUGCCCGACAGCAGCCACGUGGGCAAACAUGAGUAUUUCAUGCAUGCCACAGACAAGGGGGGCCUGUCGGCUGUGGAUGCUUUUGAGAUCCAUGUCCACAGGCGUCCUCAAGGAGACAGAGCUCCUGCACGGUUCAAGGCUAAGUUUGUGGGAGACCCAGCACCAGUGGUAAAUGACAUCCAGAAGAAGAUCACCUUGGUGAAGAAGCUGGCCUUUGCCUUCGGGGACCGAAACUGCAGCACCAUCACACUGCAGAAUAUCACCCGGGGCUCCAUUGUGGUGGAAUGGACCAACAACACCCUGCCCCUGGAGCCCUGCCCCAAGGAGCAGAUUACUGGGCUGAGCCGGAGGAUCGCUGAGGAUGAUGGGAAACCUCGGCCUGCCUUCUCCAAUGCCCUGGAGCCUGACUUUAAGGCCAUGAGCAUUGCUGUGAUGGGCUCCGGCAGUUGUCGGCACCUACAGUUUAUCCCUGUGGCACCACCUAGGAGGAUGCCCUCAGUGGCACCUCCCACGGAGGUGCCCGACAGGGAUCCCGAGAAGAGCAGUGAGGAUGACGUCUACCUGCACACAGUCAUCCCGGCUGUGGUGGUUGCAGCCAUCCUGCUCAUUGCUGGCAUCAUUGCCAUGAUCUGCUAUCGCAAGAAGCGGAAGGGCAAGCUAACCCUUGAAGACCAGGCCACCUUCAUCAAGAAGGGAGUGCCUAUCAUCUUUGCGGACGAGUUGGAUGACUCCAAGCCCCCACCCUCCUCUAGCAUGCCACUCAUCCUGCAGGAGGAGAAGGCCCCCCUGCCCCCUCCCGAGUAUCCCAACCAGAGCAUACCCGAGACCACUCCUCUGAACCAGGACACUGUGGGAGAGUACACACCCCUGCGGGAUGAGGAUCCCAAUGCGCCUCCUUACCAGCCCCCACCGCCCUUCACAGCCCCCAUGGAGGGCAAGGGCUCCCGUCCGAAGAACAUGACCCCAUACCGAUCACCCCCUCCCUACGUCCCCCCUUAACCCACAAGCGCCUGGGUGGAGGCAGGGGUAGGGCAGGGGCCUGGAGACAACACGGUGUUGUCUGUGGAGACCGGUGGCCUGCAGAUCAUCAGCCACUGGGAGCCAGCACCCGACCUAGCACACACUGACACAAGGGGCCUGGACAAGCCUGCCCUCUCUGGUCCUCCAAACCCCAAAGCAGUUGGAGAGACUUUGGGGAUUUUUUUAUUUUUAUUUUUUGCCUAACAGCUUUUUGUUUGUUCAUAGAAAAUUCUUCGCUGUGUUUUUUGAUGGCUGGCUCUGAAAGUACUGUUUGGAAUAGAUGUAGAUAGAGGGAGGAAGGAACCGUGAACGAACUCGCAGGUAGUGCUGGGCAGCCCCCCCAGCUCUCUGCGUUUUGCCUUUAACACUAACUGUACUGUUUUUUCUAUUCACGUGUGUCUAGCUGCAGGAUGUAACAUGGAAAACAGUAGCUAAAGAUUAAAUUCAAAGGACUUUCAGAAGUUAAGGUUAAGUUUUUACAUUUAAUCUGCUGUUUACCUAAACUUGUAUGUAUAAUUUUGGGGUGGGAAUGGGGAAUUGCUUUGCUAAAAAUAAGCUCCCAGGGUGUUUCAAACUUAGAGAGACCAAGGGACAGUAUUUUUUAUCAAAGGAAUCCUAUUUUUUCAUACUAUGUCAACUUGGUUGCUCUGAUACUCCAGAGCCUGACUGGGGCCUUCCUGGCCCUGGCUCAGGGGCCAGGGCCCUGGUGCUGGGUUUGCUCUCCUGCUGUUGCCAGGGGCUGGGAGCUGGAGGGGCCUCUUGGGCCAUGGACAUCCCCACCUCCACCCCAUGCACACUAGUGGCCCACCACCAAGGGGUCUUCAUUUCCAUGGAAAAGGGACUCCAAGAGGCAGUGGUGGCUAUGGCCCCUAACCUAGGUGCUCCAGGGUGGGCCAGCUGCUCAUGGGGGUGCCUGGGGAGGUCGAAGGACUCGACCACAUCAACCUAUUUUCUUUUACCCUUUGCGUGUGUGUAUGUGUGUGUGUGUUUUCCCCCUCCUAAAAGGAAUAUCAUGGUUUUUGAAACACUCAGUGGGGGACAUUUUGGUGAAGAUGCAAUAUUUUUAUGUCAUGUGAUGCUCUUUCCUCACUUGACCUUGGCCACUUUGUCCCAACAGUCCACAGCCCUACCCUGACCCACCUCAUCCCUUUUCUCUGGCGCUCCAGUCCCAAGCUUUGGGCCUGAACGACUGGAAAAGGUCUAGUGUCUGAGGAGUGCCAGCAAUAGUUCAUAGUAAAAAUCUGUGGGCUGUCAUAGCUAAUUUUUUACUGAAGUUUUUAUACAGCCUCAAAUUGUUUUAUUAAAAAAAGAUUAAAAAUGGUGAUGCUUACAGCAGUUUGUACAAGCCCUUAGUGUUGAUUCCAUGGAACUGACGGCUUUGCUCAUUUUGAUUUUUUCCCCCCUUUUCCUAAUGGCUUAAAUUCUGGAAUUACCCUGGGGCUUCUUUUGCCUUUUUUAGUAGAACAUCCGUACGUCCAUCUGCAUCUCUGUCCCAUGACUCAGGGGCGCCUACUCUGCUUCGAUUCUCCUCCUUUGGAAGAAACCAUUUUGAGCAUGACUUUUCUUGACGUGUGAGUUAUUUUGGGUAACUUUUAGGGAGGAAUGCCUUUCGCAAUAAUGUAUCUCUUCCCUGAUUGAGUGUGGGUGGGUGGACCCAGGCUCCCUUUGCACACGGAGCAGCUACUUCUAAGCCAUACUGACUGUUUUGCAGAGGAUUCACGUGUGCUGCUUCAGGAGGGGAGGAGGUCUCCCUCCUGCUGUUCUGUAGAAGGUGGUUCUCUUGCGCCUUCUCCCAUAGGGCCCAGCCCCCAUCAGGGUACUCUGGAAUGAGCAGUGCCCUUGUGGGGUGAGCUGGUAGGUGAGGGCUCAGUGUAUCACUUGUGACCAAGCUGUGUGCCUCAUGCCUCCAAGCUAUGGUCCAAGCCAGAGUUUCUCUGCUGCCCCAGAGUCAGGAGCACAAGUGGUAUCUGACUGGUGAGAAUAUUUCUGAUGACCUUGUCAAAAAAUAAACAAUUCCCUUUGUUCCAGGUGAGGGCUUUGAAAGGCCUUCCAAACAGCUUCGUUACCCCUAGCAACCCUACCAUUGGGCAUUGCCACACAGAGACGUUGCUAGCCCAGAAUGGCCUGUUGCUGUAGCAACUGGAAGUGAUGGGGGCAGUGAACAGAAUAACAACAGCAACAAUGCUUUGCAGGCAGUCUCCUCCCCUGAGCGCUGGGCUGGUGAUGCCGUUGGACUCCUGAGACGGAGAGCCAAUCUCACAUUCAAGUGUUCAUCAACCACUGAUGUGUUUUUAUUUCCUUCUAUGAUUUUUAAGAUGUGUUUUCUGCAUUCUGUAUAGAAACAUAUCAAACUAAAUAAAAGCAGUGUCUUUAUUACAA
Molecule: messenger RNA, 5624 nt
Organism: Cynocephalus volans (Philippine flying lemur)
Lineage: Eukaryota; Metazoa; Chordata; Mammalia; Dermoptera; Cynocephalidae
Gene: DAG1
Product: dystroglycan 1
Exons: 4
Coding region: 537-3224 (895 amino acids)
Biological process (GO): nerve development; muscle attachment; axon guidance
Cellular component (GO): basement membrane; dystroglycan complex; dystrophin-associated glycoprotein complex
Molecular function (GO): laminin binding; calcium ion binding
Source: RefSeq, a predicted model, not a curated record